Messenger RNA from Ochotona princeps (American pika), 4207 nucleotides. RefSeq names its product adaptor related protein complex 4 subunit epsilon 1 (gene AP4E1). Gene Ontology annotation, biological process: receptor-mediated endocytosis; intracellular protein transport. The record is from RefSeq and is a predicted model, not a curated record. Lineage: Eukaryota; Metazoa; Chordata; Mammalia; Lagomorpha; Ochotonidae. Gene Ontology annotation, molecular function: cargo adaptor activity. Gene Ontology annotation, cellular component: membrane coat; AP-4 adaptor complex. The transcript is spliced from 21 exons. Bases 74 to 3487 code for a protein of 1137 amino acids.
AGGCCCGGACGGCGACGGCGGCGGUGGCGGCCGCCGGGCAUGAAGUCGGACGGCGACGCGAGAGGCGGCGGCGAUGAGCGACAUCGUAGAGAAGACGCUGACGGCGCUGCCGGGUCUGUUUCUGCAGAGCCAGACGGGCGGCGGGCCCGCGGCUGUCAAGGCGUCCUUCUCGUCGCGGCUGCGCGGCCUGGUCCGCAGCAUCACCGCGCUCACUUCUAAGCACGAAGAAGAGAAAUUAAUCCAGCAGGAAUUAAAUAGUUUGAAAGCAACUGUUUCUGCUCCUACUACAACACUGGAAAUGAUGAAAGAGUGCAUGGUAAGACUUAUAUAUUGUGAAAUGCUUGGAUAUGAUGCUUCCUUUGGCUACAUACAUGCAAUCAAAUUGGCCCAACAAGGAAACUUACUAGAAAAAAGAGUGGGAUACUUGGCUGUUUCUUUAUUUCUACAUGAAAGUCAUGAGCUGCUGCUGCUUCUUGUGAAUACAGUUGUAAAGGACCUGCAGAGUACUAACCUGUUAGAAGUGUGCAUGGCGCUCACUAUUGUCAGCCAGAUUUUCCCUCGAGAAAUGAUUCCAGCUGUUCUUCCGUUAAUCGAAGAUAAACUUCAACAUUCUAAGGAGAUUAUACGAAAAAAAGCUGUUCUAGCAUUAUACAAAUUCCAUCUCAUUGCCCCUAAUCAAGUACAACAUAUUCACGUGAAGUUUCGGAAAGCACUUUGUGACAGAGAUGUUGGGGUCAUGGCUGCUUCCUUGCACAUAUACUUUAGGAUGAUUAAGGAGAAUUCAUCUGGAUAUAAAGACUUGACUGGGAGUUUUGUAACGAUUUUGAAGCAAGUGGUGGGAGGAAAGCUCCCAGUAGAUUUCAAUUACCACAGUGUGCCGGCACCAUGGUUACAAAUUCAGCUCUUGAGAAUUCUUGGACUUCUAGGAAAAGAUGAUCAAAGGACAAGUGAAUUAAUGUAUGAUGUUCUUGAUGAAUCCUUACGAAGAGCUGAAUUAAACCACAAUGUCACAUAUGCUAUUCUGUUUGAAUGUGUGCAUACAGUCUAUUCUAUUUAUCCUAAGACGGAAUUACUUGAAAAGGCUGCCAAGUGCAUUGGAAAAUUUGUUCUGUCACCUAAAAUAAAUCUCAAAUAUUUAGGACUGAAGGCUCUUACCUAUGUUAUCCAACAGGAUCCUACUCUGGCUCUUCAACACCAGAUGACAAUAAUUGAAUGCUUAGACCAUCCUGAUCCCAUUAUUAAAAGAGAGACUCUGGAACUUCUUUACAGAAUUACAAAUGCACAGAAUGUUACAGUUAUUGUUCAGAAAAUGCUUGAGUAUUUACAUCAGAGCAAAGAAGAAUACAUCAUUGUUAAUUUGGUUGGCAAAAUAGCUGAGCUGGCUGAGAAAUAUGCCCCUGAUAAUGCGUGGUUUAUUCAGACAAUGAAUGCUGUGUUUUCAGUGGGAGGAGACGUAAUGCAUCCUGAUAUAUCCAAUAACUUCCUGAGACUGUUAGCUGAAGGUUUUGAUGAUGAAGCAGAAGAUCAACAACUAAGACUCUAUGCAGUUCAAUCUUACCUCACUUUGCUAGAUGUAGAAAAUGUAUUCUACCCACAGAGAUUCCUUCAAGUUAUGAGUUGGGUGUUAGGCGAGUAUUCCUACCUCUUAGAUAAGGAAAUGGUGGAGGAAGUUAUAACCAAACUCUACAGAUUACUUAUGAAUGACUCCAUUUCUUCGGAAACAAAAGCCUGGUUAAUUGCUGCUGUAACUAAAUUGACUUCCCAGACACAUUCUUCAAAUAUAGUUGAGAAAUUAAUCCAAGAAUUUACCACAUCUUUGGAUACCUGUAUGAGACAGCAUGCGUUUGAGUUAAAAUAUUUACAUGAGAACAUGGAACUCAUGAAGAGCCUGCUUCCAGUUGAUAAGAGUUGUGAAGACAUGAUGGUAGAUGCUUCUUUAUCUUUUCUGGAUGGUUUUGUGGCUGAAGGACUCAGUCAGGGAGCAGCACCUUACAAACCUCAUCAUCAACGCCAGCAAGAAAAGCUUUCUCAAGAGAAAGGUCUCAAUUUUGAACCCUACGGACUCUCAUUUUCCUCGUCUGGUUUCACUGGACGACAGUCUCCUGCCGGCAUUUCCCUUGGUUCAGAUGUGUCUACGAAUAGUGCUGAGACAGGGCUGAAAGAAACAAAUGGCUUGAAGCUGGAAGGUGUAAAAAAAUUGUGGGGAAAGGAGGGCUACCUUCCCAAAAAGGACCAUACAACUGGUGAUGAAACUGAAGUUCCACCUGCUCCUCAAGAGAACAUAGGAAUGGAGACUAUAGAUCAAACUCUAACGACAAAGGAUCACUCUCAGGUCCUUACCCAGUCUAAAGAGGAGAAAGAAAAGCAGCUGUUGGCAUCAUCCCUGUUUGUUGGACUAGGAUCGGAAAGUGCAGUCAACUUGUUGGGAAAAGCAGACACUGUCACUCACAAGUUCAGAAGGAAAUCAAAAGUCAAGGAAACCAGAAGUGAAGAAGCAAGCAGUCCUCAUAAUGUGACCUGUUCUUCCUUUAGUUCUUUGCCAAAUGCCGUGUAUGAAGAAGAUUAUGUGACUACUUUGCAGGAUGGAGGAGACAAAGAAUUAGAGAAGCUUGCUCUCAGCUCAGAACUUCUGGCUCCUGAGUCACUGACAGAGCUGCCCUUGGUUGAGAAACUUUCAGAUUGUAGCCUGUCUGCCCCUUCUUUGUUUGCGGAUAGCAAUAUGGAAGUCUUCCAGCCUUCUCCAUCUACCACAGCCUCGUUUGCCAAGGAAAUCUUUCUGGAGGCAUCUUUGCUGGGAGAAACUGCUGAAUGCUUGCAUUCAGAUCCUAUGGAGAUCUGUAAUAAUGAAAUCGUAUCAGUGUCUUCUAGCAAGAUUUGGAAAGAUGACUGUUUAUUGAUGGUCUGGUUAGUCACUAAUAAGAGUGAUUCAGAAUUGAAAAGUGCUAAUUUAGAAAUUUUUCCAGCAGAAAAUUUCAAGCUCACUGAACAGCCUGGAAGCUAUUUGCCUGCCGCAGCAGCAGAAAAUACCACAACCUUUCAAUAUAACGUGCAAAUGGAGAAACCUUUCACAGACGCACAUCUUUGUGGUUUUGUAAAUUAUCAAAUGAUGGAUACUGUUUGUGUUCAGUUGGAAUUUUCUGUGAACUUAUUACUAUUAGAUUUCAUUAGACCAUUAAAAAUCUCAACUGAAGACUUUGGCAAACUCUGGUUGUCCUUCGCAAAUGAUGUGAAGCAAAACGUGAAAAUGACAGAUUCUGAAGCUGGUCUGCCUUCUACCCUAAAAACUCUGCAACAGAAACUAAGACUUCAUGUUGUUGACAUUAUAGGCAAUGAAGGGCUAUUAGCCUGUCAGCUGCUCCCAUCCACCCCCUGCCUAGUGCAUUGCCGGUUGUAUGCUGAUGUGUUAGCCCUGUGGUUCAGGUCUUCCUGCCCUAGUCUUCCGGACUAUUUACUCUAUCAGUGUCAGAAGGUGAUAGAAGGAUCCUAGCAGAAGCUGCUUAAUUUUACUUUAUCAAGAUGAAUGGUUUACAUAAAUAAACUUACUUACCAAAGUAAAAAUAAUUCAUGGUACUUGUAAUGCAAAUGGGGAUUAUUACAGAUUAUGGUUUAUCGUUUUCUUUUUGAUUCUUGGUCAAGAGAGAUCCCCAAGAAACUGUAUCUCUAACCUUUUACUCAGGAUUGUACAGUAUGUUUGGGUCCCAAAAAAGUGACCUAAGCAUAUGUUAUAAACUGCUAAUGAUUUAUGUACCAUUUAGUGUAGAAGGACUGAAAAUAUUUAUUUUGUUAUAAAUAAUUUUAUAGCAAGUUUGCUCUAACACUAGCUAAUUUGUAGUAAUGCCAAGUUUCAGUUCUCAGCAUUAAUUGAGGGGAGACAUGAAAGUGAUACUUGUAAACCUAAUUUGUGUUUGAUUUUGGGAAUACAGUAUGGUUUUUGUAGCUAAGUCAGUACUUCCAAAUGUGUUUUCCUUAGAUCAAUGAAUUGAGUUAGCAUAUUAUGUGCUAACAGUUAUAGGAGAUCCAUGAGCAUGCUGGAUAUUGAGGAGAUCCCAAUCUGUGGUGUGUUUCUUUUUAUAGGUAACUUGUUAUGCAUAAUUCCAGAUAAUUUGGCUAUAAAAUUGAUCUGUUUUUCACUUGCUUUAUUUCAAAAUUUAAAAUAUGCUUUAUUUUAAAAACUCAGAGCAGUUUAUAAAAUAUUAUUGUAUAGAAA